AUGUCUGGCCUCGAGGCUAUUGCCAUUUUGGGAUUUGUCCUGCAGGUCGUUGAGACUACCGUCACGGUCAUCGACCUGUGGAAGGCCGCAAAUGAAGUUGGGCAAGAAGUUGUGAUAAUAAAAGCCAGACUCGACAUGGUUCGCGCCCGUCUCAAGACCUGGGCACUCGGCUGGGGGCGGCUGAAGGAGGGGAACCACCUGGAGAGUCGACGCUUCAGAGAAUUCGGAUCUUUGGCACUGAGGUAUCUCUUGAUAAUCCAAUAUCGGCUCACGGCGUUGGAUAACUUUGACAAAAAGUAUCCCUCGCUGUUCCGAAAUGAUCGCGUCUUGGAGGGUCAGCCUCGCUCAGCAGACCGCGGUCUUCAACUCGCUCUAGUCGCUCACGCGGAUGGGCCGGAUGUCAAAGACCUGGAACUGCUUCAGCAGGAGGUGGCUUCUAUAAACCAUGCCAACAUAAUUCAGCGGUGGAGAUGGGCUCGGAAGGGGGGAGAGGGGAUGAGGAUGACGGACCAAAUUGCCGUAUUAGUUGGAGAGCUCGAGGAUUUCUUUACACCCCCGACCAGCGACCAGAUCGACCAACUUGACGUUGACCGGAACCAGCCACAGAUUGGAGGUUCUGAAGAGGAUAGAGCUUUCAACGUAGUGGAGGGCAUCGCUAAUUUCAAGAAAGCUGCACAAGAGAUGAGAAACCGAAGCGACACUCUGCACCAACGAGAGUUGCUGCGAAGCCACCGAGGAAUCAAAAACGAAAAGAAGCUGGACAACACAACUGAAUACUCCACCAAGCGCAGCCUCGCUGAUUUCAAGUCUCGCAACAUCAACAUCACACCUGUAAUGAUCGAGUGGAUAUGCGUACCAAGUAGUCUAUCUACGGAGAUCAAAGAGGCUUCCCAAAACCAAAUACACGACCUCGCUUUGCUACUCCAUUCGGAAAAGAAGCCCCAGGAGUUCAGGACUCUGGAAUGUAUAGCAAUGGUCGAUAUUCCUGUGGCAGAAGAAGAGGACGCACAAUACGGGUUGGUCUUCAAGCUUGAAGAGGGCCAGCAAGUCUAUAAUCUUCUGGAGUUGCUAAGCAGGGAAGGCUCUGCGCCUAAAUCUCUCACUGAGCGGUUGAAACUUGUCAAGCUGCUUUCCAAAACGCUGCUGUUUCUUCAUCUGGGAUCGUGGCUGCACAAAGGCAUCCGUAGCGACAAUGUGCUGUUUCUUAGCAGUGACAUAUCUUCUGUUGAUCUUGGCGCGGCAUACAUUGGCGGUUUCGACUACAGUAGGCUGUUCCGGGAGACUAGGCUGACUCAAAACGUUGGGGAUAACCGAUUUCAGAAUGCGUACCGGCAUCCAGAUCACCAAGGUCAUCCACUGCAUGAAAAUGGCGAGCGACCGUCUUUCUCAUACAAGGCCGACCUGUACAGUCUUGGAGUCGUGCUCGUGGAGAUUGGUCUCUGGUCGCCGGUCAUCAAGCUUUUAGACAGUCGAGGCUGUCAGAACGAAGACAGAAAUGUGCGUCAGGCAAUAUUUGAUAUGAUUCCUGAGGUCAGGAUGAAGAUGGGGGACGCUUUCGCUGACGCAGCUUCUGUAUGCCUGAGGAGUGACUUCCAGACGGGCGAGGCUGGACAGGUAGAGAGUAUUCAAGAGGCUUUUUAUUUGUCUGUGGUCAGAUUGCUGGAGAGAUGCUUUAUAUGA
This is a messenger RNA of Fusarium oxysporum Fo47, 1680 nucleotides long. RefSeq lists its product as uncharacterized. Gene Ontology annotation, biological process: protein phosphorylation. NCBI's taxonomy places the organism in Eukaryota, Fungi, Ascomycota, Sordariomycetes, Hypocreales, Nectriaceae. The record is from RefSeq and is a predicted model, not a curated record. Gene Ontology annotation, molecular function: protein kinase activity; ATP binding. The transcript has a single exon. The coding region runs from base 1 to 1680 and encodes 559 amino acids.